AUGCUAGAAGACAUUGAAAUUUUGGAAGUAUCAGCUGAGAUCGCUACCCUUCUCACAGGUUUUGCUGAUUGGACCUUUGAGGAGUUUAGAAGGCAUAGACAUGGUGCUGCUCAAAACUGCUUUACUACUCUUAAGGGGAAUCAUAAGAUUAUUGAUGCUAAUCUUCCCGACGAGAAAGAGUGGAGGAAAGAAGGUAUAGUCAGUGAAGUUAAAUAUCAAGGCAGAUGUGGAUCAUGCUGGACAUUUAGCACAACUGGAGCAUUGGAAUCAGCUUACGCACAGGCAUUCAGAAAGAAUAUCUCUCUUUCUGAGCAACAACUAGUGGAUUGUGCUGGUGCUUUCAAUAAUUUUGGAUGCUGCGUCCUUGGCCCUGUCAACAUUUCCUUGGGUGCUGAGGAUGAAUUGAAACACGCAAUUGCUUUUGCUCGUCCCGUUAGUGUGGCAUUUAAGGUGGUGAAUGGCUUCAAAUUAUACAAGAGUGGAGUUUACACUAAUACAACUUGUGGGAGCACGCCAAUGGAUGUGAUACACGUUGUUCUUGCUAUUGGCACUGUCAGAACGAGAUUUACAAAUAAGAGAAGGGGAAUUAGUCACACUAGUGCAGCUGGUGCCAAGGGGAAGAAGAAGGGUGCAACCUUCACCAUUGACUGUGCUAAGCCAGUUGAAGACAAGAUCAUGGACAUUGCUUCACUUGAGAAUUUUCUUCAAGAGAGGAUCAAGGUUGGUGGCAAAUACGGUGCUCUUGGUGAUUCUGUUACUAUUGUCAGGGAAAAAUCAAAGAUAACUGUUACCUCUGAUAGCAAUUUCUCCAAAAGGUAUUUGAAGUAUUUGACCAAGAAGUACUUAAAAAAAUAA
Vicia faba (fava bean) is the source of this 855-nucleotide messenger RNA. Lineage: Eukaryota; Viridiplantae; Streptophyta; Magnoliopsida; Fabales; Fabaceae. The record is from the annotation of a GenBank genome assembly.